This is a messenger RNA of Dreissena polymorpha, 5321 nucleotides long. Its product is annotated as retinal guanylyl cyclase 2-like. Gene Ontology annotation, biological process: cGMP biosynthetic process; intracellular signal transduction; receptor guanylyl cyclase signaling pathway. Lineage: Eukaryota; Metazoa; Mollusca; Bivalvia; Myida; Dreissenidae. The transcript is spliced from 19 exons. The coding region runs from base 1254 to 5321 and encodes 1355 amino acids. Gene Ontology annotation, molecular function: ATP binding; protein kinase activity; peptide receptor activity. The record is from RefSeq and is a predicted model, not a curated record.
ACGAGGCAUUGCACGCGGAGGCAGGUGCAGCGUAAUGAUCACUUUCAUAACCGGUGGGUGGGCUCAAUCGUGCUAUACAUUUGUAGGAACGCCAAAUGGUAACUCGUUUAUUCGCUUAGUGUCAACGAACGAAGCCGCAGAGGAUUUUACCAACGCGUUGACAAAUAUGCCGCCGUUUAAUUAGUGACUGUUCCUUAGGAAGUACGGACGGCAAUCGUAAUACAAAUCCGGACUUUUUUCCAAUAAAGUCAUCAUUUGGGCGAGCGCCUUUGUGACGGAUUUCGUGUUUCGCGGAAUAUUGGAAAAUGCCUCUGUUUAAGCCAGAAAAGUUGCGUCCGUUACCUAGUCGAAACUAAUACAUAUUAUCCGGGGGAUCUUCAAGACUAUGCUGUCGGAUUCAGAGUGUGACAUACGCUCCGAUGCCAGGCUUUUCAGGAAAAGCGUUCAAUUAAACAUGGAAUGUCGUGAUCACUGAAUAUGAAACAUGUGAUCGUGCUAUAGAGUAUUGUUAAAUCUUUGUGCAUCAGGAUUGUAAGUCAUAUAGCGUGUAUAUUGAAGACGUGGGCGAUGAAAAGUGAUUCGUCUUUCACGACUGGAGUAAUAAGAAGAACACGUGUGCACGAUAUAUAAACUUACAUGGACAAUUUAACUCAGUUUUAAGAUGUGUGUUAAUAAAAACGCAAAUCAUUUUACAGAUUUAUAUCUAGAGCCCAUUUGUGUUGUUUACAUUAUUUUAUUACGGAAGUAACACCCGACGUCAAAAUCGUAGAGGGGAUGACAUGCACAACUUGUUCGAGAGUGUAAUCUGGACAUAACCGAUAUUGAGAAAUUGAUCAAUUUGAAAUUAAAUAAUUAUUCCUAAACUGUAACAUGAGUGUUAAAGCAUAAAGCAUUAGCCAGUGCUUUUAGUUCGUCAACAAAUAUAAUCAAUGGUACGGAUGUAUGCCAUCUAAUGUGAGUCUAUUAAUUACGAACGAUUGGAAUUUAAACAGGCAGCGACAUAAUCAAACGAACGCAUAAUCUUAUGUUUACUGUAAUCAGGCGCGUUUAAGCAUCGGCAAAUGGAGACAAUAAGACAUGGAAACAACAUACAGGAGGAUACUAUCAACGUCAAGGAACUAGUGGAGAUUAAGGUGUGUGAUCUUGCUUUGCGCCCCCACUCACAUCGCAACACUGAGUGUUGUAAUGGAUGUAAGUCAAGCAGCAGCUUUUCGAGGCCAGAGUGAAACGACUUGUUGCCUGGAAUAACAAGCAUGUUUGCUAUCCGAGCUUACCUGGUUGCAAGUCUUUUUACGGCAUUUCAGAAAGCCACGUUCUCGGCUUCUUUGCUAACCGGGCCCAUAUCCAUUCUAUUACUGGAACCUGUGUGUUCACCGGAAACAAAGUUGCUGAACUCUAAAAUUAGGCAGGAGCUUGACUUGAAUAUGACAUAUGACAUUUCUUGUGAAUAUGAAAGUAAUACAAAUGAUCUUAUAGAUUUAUUCUCGGAGGGAUCUUAUAACAUUUACAUUAGUUUUGUCGAUUAUGACUUAGAUUGUUUACUGUUAAAAUAUUCAGAAAUAUAUCGCAGAACGUUUAUGACGCCAUUUGGAAAAUCGAGAUACGCACUGGGUGAAGCAGCAAGCGUGUUUUCGCAAGGCGCAAGUUUCGAAGACAUCUCGAUCGCGUUGCGAAUAGUACUUAAACACUUCCGAUGGGGACAUAUCGCCAUCUUGGCGGAAUUGAACGAAUAUAACAUGGCAAUGUCUGCAGCAGCAUUCAUCGAGUUGACUCAUAGUGGAUUUGAGCCCCAAAUGCAGUAUAUAAGAAAUUCCUCCACCUUUGAAGAAUUGAUUAUUGCUUUACAAAACGUCGAAGGCACACAAAAAGCUGUUAUUUUCCUAACCAGUCCGGCAUUGUGUGGACGUUUGCUUACUGCUGCCGCUUCCAUAGCCUGGGCGCAACAACACGCAAUAUUCAUAGUCGAAACCAACCCGUACCUCCGUAUGGACACCCAUCAUAUUCCGGCUGUAACGGGCUUUCUUAACGAAACACAUCCAUUGCUUGAUAGUAUAUUUUUUCUUGUGCCUAUUUUCUCAUCAAACCGAUUAAGCAAGGGACAAAUAGGCGAUGAAAAAUCAGUGAAUCGUUCGCGACGCUCCGAUUCUCCUAAUCUGCAAAGUGUAUAUAAUUUCAUUUAUGAUUCAAUCAUUGUUAUUGACACAAUUCUGUCGAACGCAACACGGUUGGACUCCCAGGAUUUCUUCAGUUCACUCGCGCGGACAUCGCUGAAUGUGUACUCUGGAGUAAUCAAGAUGGACGGCGACGGUCGGAUUGCCUUCGAUUUCGGCUUGUUUGACCUGGAUUCGUUGACGCUAGAGGCCCGUAAAGUGCAGGAAAUCAUACAAUUACCAGACAAUGACUGGGAAAUAAAAGGCUUAGCAGAGAUAAAGUGGCCAAAUGACGUAGAGUUAGGACCAGACGAAUGUUUCAUGGUGCCGUCCUGCAAUGAGACAUCACGUGGUUUGGACGCCCUCUAUAUUGUUGCGAUAGUUGUGUCUGUGUUAUUUGUGGCGGGAAUGGCGACUGCAAUUGUGAUUGUCGUGUGGCGGAAACUCGUCCAUCGAGACAUGUCGAAGGGUCAACACAAAGUUCUCUUGUCCAGUGAAGAUCUUGUAUUCCUGCGAAAACGCGAUGUCCAGAAAGGGUCUAAGAUGCUGAGCAGUAGCCUGAUCGAGCGGCCGGACCUGAUAAAGGCGUCCACAGGGGAGAAGCAGUCCGCGAACCGCUCCCUGGCCAGCCUCCACGAGUACGCCGAUAUCACCGACACCGCGAGAUACAACGGCGAUCUCGUGCACGUGAAAGAGCUCAAAGUGAAAAACUUCGAGUUAAAAACCAAAGUUUUAAACGUCAUAAAGUCACUUCGCGAGAUACGUCACGAAAAUGUCAACGCAGUCGUUGGUUUCUAUGAGGAACCGGAAUCCCCCGCCUUUAUUACCGACUUCUGCACUCGUGGAAGCCUAGAGGAUGUUCUGAAGAACCACGACAUCAAGCUAGACUGGGAUUUCAAGGUGUCCUUGUUAACAGACCUGAUCAGGGGUGUCCGCUACAUCCACAACAGCUCCGUCCGUUGGCAUGGCAAUCUGAAGUGCCGCAACUGCCUCAUUGACAGCCGCUGGGUGCUCAAGGUCUCCGACUUCGGACUUUCCGGCUUCUAUGGCGCCGCGAAACUGAGUCCUAAGUACCAGAACACAGACCUGCUGUGGACGGCGCCAGAGCACCUGCGGCAGCCCGUGCCGCCCCUGCACGGCUCGGAAAGGGGGGACGUGUUCAGCAUCGCCAUCAUCAUGCAGUGCGUCGUGCUCCGCUCCGACCCUUACAGCACAUCCGGCCUCUCGCCCGCAGAGAUCAUACAGAAGCUGCGCCACCCGCCGCCGCUCCUCCGCCCGUCCGUAAGCCACGGCACGGCGCCGCCCCAGUACAUACAGUUGAUGAAGAUGUGCUGGACGGAGAACCCGGAAAUGCGACCCUCUAUCGAGGAGGUUUACCAGCAGUACAAACUCUUUACGGGCGGCAAGAAGAUGAACAUAGUGGACACAAUGUUCCGGAUGCUGGAGAAGUACUCUACAGACCUGGAGGAACUGGUCAAGGAUCGCACCCUGCAGCUCGAGGAGGAGAAGAAAAAGACCGACCUGCUCCUCUACCGCAUGCUGCCGCCUGUGGUUGCUGACAGUCUGAAGGUGGGCAGGACGAUCGCUGCCGAGCAAUUCUCGGAGGUGACUAUUUACUUCUCGGACAUUGUCGGCUUCACGACAAUCUCGGCCAACAGCACGCCCAUGCAGGUGGUCGAUCUCCUCAACGACCUCUACACCAUGUUCGAUGCUACCAUUGAUGCUUAUGAUGUAUAUAAGGUUGAGACGAUCGGGGAUGCGUACAUGGUCUGUAGCGGGCUUCCGGUGCGAAACGAAAAUCGGCACGCGGGUGAGAUAUCCACGAUGGCACUGGACCUGCUCGCCCAGUGCGGCCACUUUACCAUCAAACACAUGCCCGAGGUGCCGCUGCGCGUGCGCAUAGGACUCCACUCCGGCCCUUGUGUGGCGGGGGUGGUGGGUCUGACCAUGCCACGGUACUGCCUGUUCGGAGACACGGUCAACACGGCCUCCAGAAUGGAGUCAACUGGUUCCGCGUACCGCAUACAUAUCAGCGAGGCAGUAAGGGUCACCCUGGACGAGCUGGGCGGGUACCACUUCCGGUACAGGGGCGAGGUCGAACUCAAGGGUAAGGGCAUGGCUAAAACGUACUGGCUGGUAGGGAAGGACGGCUUUGACAAGGAGCUGCCUACCCCGCCACCUGUCACCAAUAUAUCUCUGGAGGAUUUUAAACUGAAAGCAUUGAAGAGAACUGACACGACAGGUUUAUUCAAAAUAUGUCACACUGACUCCAAGUCGUCCAUAGAGUCUGAGAAAAAUGACAACAACGGUGAACAUAAACCAAAUGAUUCCAAAUUGAUCGUGGUGAAGCCGGUCGAUUGUGACGCAUGUGUGGACCAUAAUAACGAGGCUAAACACGCGGAUUGUAAAUCUGAUCCGUCUCAUGAUCCACCGGAGGGCCAGUCACGGAACAACCAGGGUUCCAAUGAUUCAGGGAUAGCGAGCAGAGGGGAUGCAAGUUACAUCAUUGAAGAAGCCAGGCCUGACGCGAUGAUCCCGCAGACCUCAAAGCCGAGUCGACAUAGUGCCCUUGUGGGCGCGGGUGCUAGUAAAGGGGCACACUGCUUGACAGACAAUUCCACAAUCAAAGCUGUGGCGAAUCCAUCUCGAUCGGUGCUCCCCCAAAGCCCUCUGUAUAUGAACGGCAAGGAACAUUCAGUGAAUCCAAUGUCUAACAUAUCUACUAAAAAUUUCAAACAUCAAAGCGUUGUUACUGAACUUGUAGAGGUGACUUCAGAAUCGGUACGUGAUCAAACACGGGACAGUUACCCAUUGCAUGAAUCAUUACCAGAAGGCCAUACGCUAGAAGGCUCUGAAGUCAACGCAAACGAAACUGACACGAACACAAAAGAGGUAUAUCUAAAAAACAAAGGUCUUCGUCCAACCUUAGAUGCAACAUCGGAGAAUACAAAAUCUCCAAACAAUCUUUCAUCCACACCAGGAGCAUUUAACGCUUGCAACUGUAAUUUAAAGAACCUGGAGCUGGUUCCUCGCGGUCAGUCAGUAUUGGUCAAUGGAAAGACGAUGGUGUACAGUAAUGGUAGUAACAAGGAAAAACACUGUUUGAUAUGUAAUAGCAAUUAUACUACAGAAGAACAUAAUUUAGAUAUUUUCCGAGAAAGCCUAGUGUAG